AUGACAGAUCAGCCUUAUCAGCAUCAUCAGAAACACGCCGUCGCACAUAUCAGCGACUCUGAUGACGACGUGUUAUCUCCAUUUGUGUUUAAUUUUGCCAGCGAUUCUAGCGAUGCGGAAAUAUUUAAUAGGCCGCGGGGUGCUCGGCAGGUGAGCAUGGAGGAGCAAAUGAGCUGCUAUGACGCACACGGUGGGUCCUGCUCACCUCCGUCAUCGCCGUGUCCGCGCCGCAUCUAUCUAUACUCUGCGCACUUCACUGGCAGGUUUGCACUCGUCCGCUGCGACGAAAGUGAUGACGAUUUUGAUCCCGAGGACAUGGUCCCGACUGAUGUCCAGACCAUGGCAGCGCGCAUUGCGGAUGUGACAAUGCAGACUACCCCAUCACUUGAUCACAUUGUGGCCGCCCAGGUCGCGAUAGCCGCAGCGAAUGCAUCUUCGAGAAGUCACAGCAACAGCCACAGCCACAGCCACAGCCACAGCCACAGCCACAGCCACAGCCACAGCCACAGCCACAGCCACAGCCACAGCCACAGCGAGGGUGAGGGCGAGGGCGAGGGUAUUGGUUUCAGCCACUCGAGCAGCAGCAGCGAAGACAUUGGUACGGAUAGCGAAACCCAGUCUUUGGAUAUGAUGAUCAGCAAUACAUCUGAAAUGAAUGUCGACGUCGAUGGAUAUGCUGCGCCGCAGACCAUGCAGCUUGACCAGCCGCUUGCCGAUAGCGACCACGCUCUGGGCAUUGCAGCCGCCAGCAGUACACUGCGUGAGUGCGUGCUGCCUUAUCUUGGUUCAGAGACCAACUCAGAGCUUCUUGUCCAGCAGCAGCAGCAACAGCAGCAGCAGUCGGACGAGCGGGCAGCAACACCAUCCAUGCAAUCGCCUACCACACACAGAUAUGCGCCGAUCGUACCGCCACUGGCACUGUCAGUGUCGCGCCAAAACUCGUUGCAGCUGUCGCCGAUACUCGCGCUUGGUGACAGUGCAGUAUUAUCUUUGCCGCUGCACGCCGCAGGUCUGGCUAUUGAACACACAUCGCUAGUCACCACACUGCCGACACUGCCCGAGGUGCACAGCCAACCCCAAAACGGCGGGCAAGAGCUGCAGUCAAGUGGAGACCAUGAUACUUUGUCUUUGCAUGCACAGCAACCGGAUCAGAGCCGUGCUCGGGACAGCGGGCAUGUCAUUUUGCAAGAUCAUGGUUGCGUGAAGGAGAGACGUCUCGGUGAUCUGCCCACCACCAGUGUAGUUGUGGCGAGCAAUACGACCCUUGAGCAUAAUCAGGACGCUGGUCAGCAGCAGCCGAGAGCAUGCGAACACAAGCACACGCAGUCUUGCGAGUAUAGCUCUAGUGACCAAGCAUUUGCGCCGGACUGCGGCCUUCAAGCGCAUGCCUCUGUGCGCCGCAGCAGCAGUGGCAGCCUUACCACAGCAAAGGGUCUUGUCGUCAGUGACUCGAGCUGUCUAACGAGUGCAUUGGUUAUGGCUUCGGCAGCAUCCAAGCAGCCACACGCACGCGACACCAAAGAGAGUUCACAGACUGCCAAGUCUGAGCUCACAGUGGCGGCAUCGGCCGAUCCAGAGCAGCUUGUCUAUGCGUUGGGCACGGUCAAUGCUUAUCAGAAUAUCGACGACCGGCGCGCCAGCGAGCAUGCGCGCAAACCACAAGUGUGUCUUGCAGCGCAGUCGUUUGCACGUGCACAGAGCGAGGAUGCUGGUGAGGACGAGGAUAGCACUGGCAACCAGGCGUCUGCUCAGAAAAAGGUGGAUUUCCUGGCGCGAGUGUCGCCCGCAACGGCAGAUGUUUGGCAACAUGAGCCGCAUAGUUUGGAAGCCAAGCAGCAAGUGCAACAAGCUCUGCCUGCUAACCCUGCUGUGGCGGCAGAGGGGGCAAAGAAGCGACGCAUAGCCCCUUUCUUGGUGAGCACUGAGUUGACUACGCAACCGACAGGGAACCUGGUGGCCCAGCAGAACCAGCAGUUGGUGAGCAGUGCCGGCAUAUCGGCCUUGCUGUUGUCAUUGCACACAGAGGCAGAGGCAGCGGCCACAGUGCCACAGCUGGAUCCUGUUUCGGCGCGCAAUCAGCUGCAGGCUAUUUUUGUCAGCUGUGGUUCUGCUGGGUCUGAUACAAGCGCAGGCCGAGUGCUGCGCAAUGCGAGACAGCACCGCCGCGCACUCGCGUCAUUGGACUACUCAGCCGAUCAGCCGCCUUGCGCUGUGGACUUUCAAUUCGUCGCUGGCGAUACGUUUUGGUUCCGCCGCCUCGCCAGCUGCAAACUCACUAGCAGCAACACGCAGCGCGUCGAGCGGAUGACUGCGCGCGCGCGCAAGGGCGGCGGCAAGGGAAUGCAUGGGUGCGAUGCUGGCGCCGUGGAUGCGAACUCAGCCAGCGCGCGGCUCUGGCACAAUAUGCAGCGGGUCCAGGCAUGGCACUGGCAGCACGUAGCGACCGUCGAUGGCAUAGCUUACGGCGACCUUGGCUCGCAAAUCGAUGAUUCAAUUUUGGGUGUGACAGCAGCAGCAGAAGCGACAGCAGCAGCCAGCGCCAAAGACUACGGUGCCACCAAUGACGAAGACAAGGUGCUGCCGAUUUAUGGCGACUCAGAGUCAGAGGGCGAGUAUCCCGACAAUCUGCUGCGCGAGAUGGACGCCGAGCGGCGCGAUGUUGACAAACACAGGGCCAGAGCCGAAAACAUCGAGAGACAGCGCGUCGAGCUCGUCAGAAACAUUGUCCAGGAGAGGAAGACACAGUUUGAGAGCGACUGGCAGACGCGCGUGCGGCCCAAGCUCGAGGCGCUUGCGUACAAAAGCUGGAGGCGGCAUAUCGGCAGGCGCGCGCGGCUCGAGGGCGAGCUCGCCAGGCUGAGCAUACAGCGCUUGCCCAACGAAGAGAAAAGCGUAUUCGAAAGCGGCUGCUCGUCGCGGCGCGAGCUGGUCACGCUGUGCGAGGGGUUCCACUUGACCAUCAACCAGAUCGCCGAGACCAAGUGGAUGUUGCAGCUGAUUAGCUUGCCUUGUCCGCCGCACCCCAUUCGCAAGCAGCGGUGCUCAUCGCUGUCGUCCUCCGCAGUGGCAAAUCAAGCGCAGAGAUACAGCGCGCUGCUUAAAGGGCGCGGCCAGUUGCCAGAAACCAAGGGCGUUGAUAGUGGCAGUGGCAGUGGCAGUGGCAGUGGCAGUGACCGUGACAGUGCCAGUGAUAGCGACAGCGACAGCAUGGUCGGUUUUAUCGACGAUGAAGACGAUAUUAGAGUCGGCAGCAAUCCACUCAUUAACGCUCAUGGCCGCAGGAUUGGCAGCGACAUGGCCGAUGGUCCAAAUAAUGACCUUCAGUCACAGGGUCGCUCGUCACAAAAAUUGGCUCAACAGCCGGCCUCUAGAGUUGCGGCGGGCAGCUUGGCGGGCAGUUUGGCGAGCACAGAUGCGGGUGCAAGUGUGAUGUCGCCGGUACAGCAAAGGCUAAGCCAGCAGCUGCAUGGUCGCCCGCUGUCAUUGGGAGAGGCAGCGGUGGCAGAAGAGGCGGCUCUGGCAGCCGAGGAGGCGUUGCUGAUCAAAACCAAGGGCAAGGAGCUAGCAAAGUAUCGCGAGGCAGUCAGUCGGCGGUACGCUCGCAAUCGGGCCCCCACAGCCCGCAGCCAACGCUCGCGCGUAGGCUUGGACUUGGGCCCAGACCAAGGCGAAGGCAAGGCCCAAGCACACGACAACGCCAGCGUUGCUGUGGGCAAAGACACGGACGAAAAGGGCGGAGCUGCUCGACAGAGUGCUCAGCAGCCAACUGGGUCUCCUGUCGUCACAACAACUGUUGCCAUGUCGAACGAGCAGUUUGUACGCGAGCUGUGCCAGCACAGUGCCGAUGAAAUUCACGAUGCGGCGAUGUUUUUUGUCGUGCGCAUGAUGCGUGGAUUGGAGUCGCUCGCCGAUCUGGAGGCCGGGCGGCUGAGCCCAGACUGCCCCGAGCACAUGCCUGCUGUCAGCAUGCGCAUUGCGCUGCGCAUGUGGAGCGAGUUUAUGCAGUGGAUCAAUGUCCCGGGAGACCCGAUUCCGGACAACCGAGCCAUGCCAAACACCAAGACAGACUCUCGCAGUGCGAAUGAUACGGGCGAUGCGGCGCUGGUGGUAGUGACGUACCCCAGCUCCAAACAGCGCGACGAGCAAUUGGCAAUCAUCAGGUCGGAGCUGGAGCGCACGCCGCACCCGUCUGUAACAGAUGAGCAGCAGCGCCAUGAGCUUCGGCGUAUGUGCCACGACACCUCGCUGGUCGCGCGGUCGCUCAUCGAGUGCCCCUUGCCCGUGUGGCGUGUUGGCCACGCCCGCCUUAAAAGCGCCAGCGCAAAGAACACCAGAGACGCAGGUUUUGCUAGCUUUAAGCGCGUCAAGCGAACUAAUGGAUGCAGUGGCAGCGGCAGCGGCAGCAGCGAUGGCAGAAGCACCCUUUCGAUUCACAGAUGGUGCUUGCCAAAGCUAGCGCGCUUGGUACAAGAGAUCAAGGAAAUUCGCAGGGCUGCGUUUGCCGCGUUUUUCCAUUGGCGGCGCACUUGUCGCGUUGAAGCAAAGGGCGCGGAGAAGCAGCCGACGUCGCCAUUGGGCGUUGGCUCUUAUGGCACUGCUCGUUCCUAUGGCCAUGAGGGUGGCGGUGUUGGCCAGUUGGACGGUAUCAGCGCGGUCGAAGACGAUGCCGGUGUUAAUGCCGAUGCCGGUGUUAAUGCCGAUGCCGAUGCCGAUGCCGAUGCCGAUGCGCAGAGCGUUUGCGAGGACGGCGAACUGAGUGAUAGUGGCAGCCAGCCUGACAGCAAAAUUUCAGCAAACCGGAAACGCCGGCGCAGAGAAGUGCCCGUGCAUACCGAAAGCCAAGAGGUUUUGGACAUGCGGCAGCGCGAGAAGCAGGCAGUGCUAGAUCUCAAGCGGCGCGCAAAAGAGCAGGAGGCCGAUAUUGCGCGCAAGCGCAUGCGAUCCGAAGGCACUCACAACGCAGCCGCCGCUGUGCAUGCCAGCGCGGGCUUGGGCACGGCUGAUGAAGACGAGGUGCUGACUUCGGGCAUAAACCUUGUGCGUCCACCGGCGCAGUUGCUGCUCUCCCCACUGGCACGGCUGGCAUCGUUGAAGCCAUUGGCUCCGCCCAUGAUGGCGCACACAUUGACACCGCUGCCGCAAGUUGUUCCAGAUUUUGACGUCAGCACAAUCGGCACGCCCGUGCAUAUCAAUCUUGGGCACGAGGCCGAUCAGCGCGACGUGUUUGUGCCGGGGUUCAUCGGCAGCCACCUGAAGGAGCAUCAGGUCGAGGGCGUCCAGUUCAUGUGGCAGAACGUGGUCGCGCUCAGCGAUCACAACUCGGCAGCUGGCGACAGCGACAAUGGUGGCAGCAAGAGCAAGUGCGCUGCCCACAUGCCAAAGCAGCAUGGCUGCGUGCUCGCGCACUCGAUGGGCCUGGGAAAGACGCUGCAGACGGUUGCGUUCGUGUACACUUUGCUUAAUGAGAUUCUGGAGGGCAGCGCCGAUUUUGCGCACUCGACAUUUGGCACCCGCCGCGUGCUCGUGCUAUGCCCGCCUACGGUGCAGUCGAACUGGGCGGCCGAGUUUGAAAAGUGGACGGGCGUCGGCCACACGAUAUUGUCUUUGUCAAAGCCAAGGGGGCCCGUGCUACCUGCGCCGUACGACGCGGCGUCGGAUCCUGUCCAGCAGCAACGUGUCUUGCACGCAGUGCGGGUCCGGGCGCGGCGGGUCAUCACGCAGGUCGUAAGCUUUGGGGCGAUGGCCAGCAGCAAAAUGCAGAUGGCGGCGCUGAAGUCGUGGCAUGCUCAUGGCGGCGUGCUUAUAAUGGGGUACCAUGUUUUCCGGAGGCUUGUGCAGCGGGCCACCACUGCCACCGUUGCUAGCAGCGACAAGCCCGCUGAUGCAGACGGACGGUUGCCAGAUUCGGCACGGUCCAUGCCGUGGUCGGGAUUGGCGACUAGCACCAACGGUCUGGCAGCACCUACAUCGCCGAAUGGCACUUGGCAGCAGCAGAAUUUAUUGCGCAAGUAUCUGAUCGACGAGGGGCCGUGCCUGGUGAUUGCCGACGAGGGCCACUGUAUUAAAAACCCCGAGACACAACUGGCAAAGGCAGCCAACAUGCUGAAGACGCGCGCACGCAUCUGCCUGACCGGGUACCCUCUGCAGAACCGGAUCGAAGAGUACUGGACGAUGGUUGACUUUUGCUACCCGCAGUUCCUUGGCGAUCUGGCAGACUUUCGCUACCGCUACAUCAAGCCGAUCAACGAUGGCAUGUAUGUGGACGCAACUAAAGACGACAAGCGCCGCAGCAAGCUGCACAUGGGGAUGCUGCAGAAGCUGCUCGAGACGAUGGUCGACCGGCGCGACUCGGGGCUGCUAUAUCACGAGCUACCGCGCAAGGUUGAGUAUUUUAUAUCGUGCCCACUGACGCCGAUGCAAUCGCAGCUGUACAUCGAGUACCUCGCGCGUUUUGCGGGAAUCGGGCUUGGGGCCAGGGAGGGGACCAAUAUCGGGCUGUUGCAGCACGGCCACUUGCUGCUGACCAUAUGCAACCACCCGGCCGUGUUUAAAGCGUCAGUUGAAGAAAACCGCCGCCGUCGCCAGCAGCAGCAGCAGCAGCAAAGACAGAGGCAGCGGAUACAGCAGCAGGCGGAUUUGUCGGCGAUAAUAGAUGAUGUAGCGGAUAUUUCGGCCAUCGAUGAGGAAGGCAAGUGUGAUGGCGACGAGUUGACCAGCCGCAUUGCCGACGACGACGCGUGGUGCCGCGAGAUUUACGAAAGGCACUGCGGGAGAAGCCAGUCGGGCAUUGCUAUCGCGGAUGAUAUCGCGGAUGAUAUCGACAACAGCGGCGUGCAAAAUCCCGAGCACAGCACGAAAGUGCGCAUGGCGCUGCACAUCAUCCGCGAAAGCAUUGCUUGCGGUGAACGCGUGCUGGUAUUCUCGCGCAGCAUCCCGACGCUCGACUACUUGCAGCGGGCCAUCGAGCACGCAGGCAUUGCAGGCUGUGAUGGCCAGAAACAGAAAGGGCGGAUCCAGAGCACACCCAAUAAGAUGAUGCGCAUUGACGGCGCGACGCCCGUCACCCACCGGCAGAGCUUGAUCGAUGGGUUCAACGCCGACGACUCGCUGUAUCGCGUGUUCUUGAUUUCUUCGGGCACUGGGUCGAUCGGGAUCAAUCUGGUUUCGGCUAGCCGUGUUAUUCUGUUUGACAUUGGCUGGAACCCGCUGUACGACGACCAGGCAGUCGCUCGCGCGUACCGCUACGGUCAGAGGCGGCGGGUGUACGUGUAUCGGCUGCUGACCACCGGCACUUGGGAGGAUCGGCUGCUCAGCAACAACAUUUUCAAGGUUGGGCUCAUUCGGCGUGUGGUUGACAAGCAGACAAUGAACCGGCGCGUGUCGAAACAAGAUUCACAAAAGUACUUGCAGCUGCCGCCAGCGCGUCCGCCCUUGAUUACUGGCGACAAAGUUGUGAAAUUAGCGAGCGAGUACGAGGACGACUCUGUGUUUACUGGUCUACUGGCGGCGUUCAGUUCGCAGAUAUCUAGAGUGACGCCGCAAGCGACGCUGUUGGCAAACGAGGACGACCCACUGCAUCCAGAUGAUCUGGCAGCGCUGAACGCAUAUGUGCUCCGAGAGAAGCAGCGGCUUGGCCAGCUGCCGCCAUCACCGGGCGCGAAUUCAGCUGAUGCGGCGACAAUACUCAAUGGAUUGGCGAUUUUGCCACUGCUGUCACCGGCAGCACCGGCACAAACACUAACAGCAGAUUCAGCAUUGGCAGCGCUGCGCCGUGACACAGCGGCCUGCAGGGUACCAGCGGGCCACACACUGGCCAUCGGCAUCAACACUGCCAUUCAGUUCAAAUUUGGAUUCGCAGCAGCAUCAGCAGGACCGCGCAGAGCCACGGAUGAGAGCAAGGCCAGGGACUGUAUUGCCACACGGCGCCAGCAUUGUUGGUACCAGUGGAAUGCAUGCAACGCACCCGUUGCGCCCAGUCGCAGCAACAUUGGCGGUCCCGCCAUUGAUGUUCGGCGCUGCCGCAAAAUUGUCAGCGGCAGGAACAAUGGCACCAGCACAGCUGCCGGCGCUGUUAAGCGCAUGGCGCAGCCCAACAAGACAGUCAUCUCUGUUGAAAACAUGCCCGUGAUCUUUGUGAUGGCGAUGCUGCACAAAAUCUACACACGCAUUGUCAUGUUGCCAGACGUGGUUUGUGGCACGGUCAAUCACGAGGAGCUGGAGCUGCUGAAGCUGAUUAUUCUGUGGUCCGGCGAGCUCGAUAAGUAUGUCGACAAGAGCCGGGAUGGAUAUGAGCAGCGGCAGAAAAACCAAAUACACAUGGCGUCUCACUGGUUGACACGGCCAUCAGAUAUUUACAAGAUUGUGCCGAUGCUGCACCGGCAGGACGAUAGGUUUCUGACAUUGGUCAUCCAGCGAAUGGAGAGCACGAAAAGCAGUGCGACCACGGCUCAGCCAUGA
Molecule: messenger RNA, 8457 nt
Organism: Kickxella alabastrina
Lineage: Eukaryota; Fungi; Kickxellomycota; Kickxellomycetes; Kickxellales; Kickxellaceae
Exons: 4
Coding region: 1-8457 (2818 amino acids)
Cellular component (GO): nucleus
Molecular function (GO): ATP hydrolysis activity; ATP binding; ATP-dependent chromatin remodeler activity
Source: RefSeq, a predicted model, not a curated record